AUGCCCCAGCGGCUGCUGCUGUUGCUUUGGCUGUGGGGACUGCGGUUCCAGAGGGCAGAGACAGGCUCUGAGGGGCAGACGUCUGGGGAGCUGUACCUGCGCUGGGAACGUUACCGCAGCGAGUGCGGAGAGACCCUGGAGGCUGCUGAGCCGCCCUCAGGUCUGGCCUGUAAUGGAUCCUUCGAUAUGUACGUCUGCUGGGACCACGCGACAGCCAACACCACUGCCAGAGCGUCCUGCCCCUGGUACCUGCCCUGGCACCGCCAUGUGGCUGCAGGCUAUGUCUUCCGCCAGUGUGGUAGUGAUGGCCAGUGGGGACCUUGGAGAGACCACAGUCAGUGUGAGAACCCGGAAAAGAACGGGGCUUUUCAGGAUCAAAGGAGGGUUUUGGAGCGGCUGCAGGUUGUGUACACCGUGGGCUACUCCCUGUCCCUGGCCACACUACUGCUGGCACUGCUUAUCCUGAGCUUCUUCAGGCGGCUGCACUGCACUCGUAAUUACAUUCACAUGAAUCUCUUCACGUCUUUUAUGCUGCGGGCGGCGGCCAUCCUCACCAGGGACCGGCUUCUGUCUCCACCUGGGCCUUACCCUGGGGAUUUGACCCCUACCCUGUGGAACCAGGCCCUAGCCACCUGCCGCACGGCCCAGAUUGUGACCCAAUACUGCGUGGGUGCCAACUACACGUGGCUGCUGGUGGAGGGCGUGUACCUGCACCGGCUGCUGGUGCUCGUGGGAGGCUCAGAAGAGGGAUACUUCCGAUGCUACCUGCUCCUUGGCUGGGGGGCCCCCGCGCUCUUCGUCAUUCCCUGGGUGAUCGUCAGGUACCUGUACGAGAACACACAGUGCUGGGAACGUAAUGACGUUAAGGCCAUUUGGUGGAUCAUUCGCACCCCCAUCCUAAUAACCAUAUUGAUUAAUUUCCUCAUCUUCAUCCGCAUUCUUGGCAUCCUUUUGUCAAAGCUGAAGACGCGGCAGAUGCGCUGCCCAGACUACCGACUUAGGCUAGCCCGCUCCACACUGACGCUGGUGCCUCUGUUGGGCGUGCACGAGGUGGUGUUUGCUCCAGUGACAGAGGAGCAGGCGCGUGGCGUCCUGCGCUUGGCCAAACUGGCCUUUGAGAUCUUCCUUAGCUCGUUCCAGGGCUUCCUGGUCAGCGUGCUCUACUGCUUCAUCAACAAAGAGGUGCAAUCAGAGAUCCGCCGUGGCUGGUACCACCGCCGCCUGCGCCUCAGCCUCAGCGAGGAGCCGCCCCGUCCAAUCCCGGAGCACGACCUCCGGGCCCCGCCCUCGCGCUCUGCCCUUCAGGAGGUCCCCAUCGGCUGCGGCUUGUCCUCGGGGCCGCUUCCCGGGCCUGGAGAUGAAGCUAGCCGGGAUUUGGAAAGUUACUGCUAGGUAACAGAAAUCCUAUGUUCGUCCAGUCAGCAUGUAUUUAUCGAGCGCCUACUGUGUAUAAAGCAGCGGUGCUGGGGACAAUGGGGAAAUGGGGGACAAAGAACUGGAAGACAGGGUCCCUCCCCCGAUAUCACAACUGAAUAGGGGAGUCAUCUGGCUAUGGACAUCACAUCCAGGUACAUAAUUGUUGUGGAAUGGUUUAUAAAAAGAAUUCAGACGCCUAGGGCAACCGACUGGGAGGUGACUUCUGAGGUGGUAUUUAAGCCAUGCCCGGAGGAAGUGAAGGAGAUCACUUGAAGAAUCAGAGGGCAGGACAAGAUUCCAGGCAGAUGGAACAGCAUGUGAAAAGGCUCUGGGGCAGGAAGAAUGGAGAGAGACCUCCAUGGCUGGACUGGAAUAAGAGCUCACAGACGGGGAAAGAGAAUCGGGCAGGGUUGGAGGAACUGGGAUUUCACUCCAGGGGCACUGAAGAUUUUAGCAGGAGUUAUCUCCUGGACUUUUGUGCAUAGCUGUCUGUACUGCAGGGACUAUGAGGGACAGGGGUGUGAACCUGGGACCCCAGUGAGGAGGGGUAUGCAGGUGGGAGGGGGCUGCAGCUGGACCAGGAUGGAGGCCACAGAAGGGUGGGCAGCAGUAGUUCUAGAACUGUUUCAGAACGCCAGGAGGAAAAGUGUGGCAAGAGAGAGAACGAAGGGCCCUUGGUCUGGGUUCAAGAGGAAGGUGCUUUUUACCUGUUCUGCUGGCAACGGCUGUGGGAGACCCAAGGGAGUGUCUGGAUCUGGAGCUGCCAGAACAGGGAAGCCUGGUGAUGUGGAGGAUUAAACGGAGCUAUGAAUGCUGCAUUUCAAGCCAGGCCCAAUGCAAGCUGGAGAGCAGACACCAGCCUCCACCUGCCUCCACCCCCCUAGGAUGAGGACUAGGAGAAAGGGAUGCCAACAGCCAGCCUCGCUGUGGCUGGACCACCUGUAGGCACAGAAGCCCCUCACUCCUCAGUACCCAGCCUCUAUUUUCCCUGGGUUCCCCAGAAAGAUGUGUCACAACAGCUGAAUUCAGAGCCUUUUCUAGCUUGUGGCCCUGCUGGGUCCCCCACUGCACUUCUGGCUUUGGGGUCAAGUGGAAUGGGGGAUCCUAGUAAAUCAAGCACAAGAAACAGUUGCUUCUUUCUGGGGUGGGAGACUCCUCUUGGCCAUGCUGCAGAAGGAAUGACUGAGGUGGGUAUGGAGGUCUGCAGUGACCUAACAACUCCACAUGUUGCCACAGAAAACAUGGACACCAGGCUGCUACUGUGCCCCUUCCUAAAACCCCAACUGGAAACUAAU
Nannospalax galili (Upper Galilee mountains blind mole rat) is the source of this 2711-nucleotide messenger RNA. RefSeq names its product gastric inhibitory polypeptide receptor (gene Gipr). The transcript has 13 exons. Gene Ontology annotation, molecular function: peptide hormone binding; gastric inhibitory peptide receptor activity; G protein-coupled peptide receptor activity. The record is from RefSeq and is a predicted model, not a curated record. NCBI's taxonomy places the organism in Eukaryota, Metazoa, Chordata, Mammalia, Rodentia, Spalacidae. Gene Ontology annotation, biological process: cell surface receptor signaling pathway; adenylate cyclase-modulating G protein-coupled receptor signaling pathway. The coding region runs from base 1 to 1392 and encodes 463 amino acids. Gene Ontology annotation, cellular component: plasma membrane.